AUGACAACAAUGUAUGGAAAACGUCAACGCCAAAACGACAACAUGCCUCCAAUGUUUGAUAUCUACCGUAAGCCGAUGUUUGACGAUUCAAUUCGAAAGGCUGAAUACAGAACCUAUGCUCCAUUUAUAAAGUCAUUCAAUUGCAGUGACAUUGUGGAGUUUAGCAUUAAUCAGGUUGAUUCGUUCUUUGCAAUGAGCGAAACUUUGUUGUGCAUUAAAGGUUCGCUUGAAAUACAUGGAGCUGGUGACGUAAAAUUAGCAAAUAAUGUUGGAGCCUUUCUAUUCGAUUCAUGUACGUACAGUGAAAGUGCCAGGGAAAUGGAAACAGUUCGGGAUCCUGGAAUAGUGAGUGCCGUACGUACUAUGACUUGUUAUAACCAAGAAGAUUCCAAUCAUAUGGCUAUAGCCGGCUGGAAUUACCCGAAAGAUCCUAUUCUGAAUGUUAGCGACAAGUCCUUCAACCUUCAAAUACCUCUCAAACAUAUUUUCAGCAUUUUCAACGAUUAUUCAAUGAUUACAUGUGGGCGUCAAACAAUACGACUAGUUCGGGCACGAACUGAUAAUGAUUGCUUAUAUAUUACUGAAAAGAAUGUCUCUGGAACGCUCUCCACUACAACAGCUAAAAUAAACAUUACAAGCGUUGAGCUAAAAGUUAAACAUAUCUUUCCUAAUGACGACAUAAAAUUAAAUCUCAUGAAAUCCAUUCAAAAAGAUCAACCUAUAGUUAUUCCAUUUAGGAAGUGA
Diorhabda sublineata is the source of this 744-nucleotide messenger RNA. RefSeq lists its product as uncharacterized. The transcript has a single exon. The record is from RefSeq and is a predicted model, not a curated record. Bases 1 to 744 code for a protein of 247 amino acids. NCBI's taxonomy places the organism in Eukaryota, Metazoa, Arthropoda, Insecta, Coleoptera, Chrysomelidae.